AUGAAGGAUCUCGUCGCAUUUUCCAUUUCGGCUCUGGCCCUCGCAGAGAGCGUUAUUGCAACAACUCAAGCAGGGUCUACGGUAACUACUCCUCUGGGCUCUUUUGAGCUCACCAAGGGAGCUGCAUGUGCUUGUUCGAAACUCUCUCGAGCUUAUUCGGGGAUUAUCAGCCCCAAAAGUGCAAAUUAUACGGCCCAAGCCGUGAACGCUUAUUGGGAUGUUCGAGCUGAUCUUUCUCCAGCCUGCAUCUUUUUGCCAAGUACUGCGGAUGAAAUCUCCAAGGCACUUGAGAUCUUCCAGUCUUGUGAUGCGCAGUUUGCUGUUCGUGGUGGUGGGCAUAUGAAUUAUCCAGGAUCGAACAACAUCGACGGUGGGGUUUUGAUGGCCCUUGAGAAGUUCGUCAAGGUCAAAGUCAAUGCCGAAUCUGUUGAAGUCGGUCCCGGCCUGACUUGGUACGAUGUCUACGAAGCCCUCGAGCCUUACGGUCGUGCUGCCAUUGGUGGACGUUUGAAAACAAUUGGUGUCCCCGGUCUGAGUCUCAUUGGAGGAUUCCACUAUUUCAACAACAAGUACGGUUACGCGAUGGACAACGUCCUCAGUUACGAUGUCGUCCUUGGAAAUGGAACACAGGUUAUGGCCAACAAAACAUCACACCCAGACCUAUUCUGGGCACUAAAGGGAGGAGCCAACAACUACGGCAUCGUGACCAAGUUUACAUUGAAGACCUACGAUAUUCCUAAAGUCAGCACAACGAUUCAGGUAUUCAACGAGAGCGGUAUUCCUGAAUUCCUGACUGCGGUUUGCAACAUCGUUAAGCUAGACGACGAGGAUCCCAUUGCAGCCGGCAUGGUUGCGACUGUGCAGUACAAUGCCACUACUAAAGUUGCUUCAGCUUCGUUGCUCGGGGUUCAGGAAGGUAUUAGCAAGCCUCCAUCGCAAUUUGCAAACUUCUCUGACAUUCCUGCUACGACUCGCAUCAACAAUGUCACGACGAUGAAACAGUGGGCGUCUAGUCUAGACACUCCUAAGCAAAUGUUCCGUGUGAUGUUCUCUCACAAGACUAUGAAACCGGAUCAAGACGUUCUCAUCUCCAUUUACAAGGCAUGGAAAGAUGCCGUUGACGAAAUUGCGGACGUUGAGGGUCUUUACCCAACUUUCGUUACGAAUGUCGCCCCUGCAAGCGCAGCACGGGUUGCUCUUACCAACGGGGUUGGCAAUGUCUGGGGACUGGAAGCAGAGCCUUAUAUCCUGUGGCAAUUCAGCACAGGGUGGGCCCUAGCGCAAGAUGAUCUUCGAAUUGAGGCUUGGUCACGCCAAUUGAUCGAACGGCUCAAUGCGAUCAACGUUGAGAAAGGACUGGCAUCGGACUUUAUCUAUAUGGGUGAUGCGGGUGAAUGGCAAGAUCCUUUUGCAGGUUUCCCUGGAGAGAAUGUUGCGCGGAUGAGGAAGAUCAAGUCCUCGUAUGAUCCUCUGGGUGUUUUCUCCAGACUCAAUUGGGGAGGGUUCAAGUUGAGUGUCUAG
Messenger RNA from Penicillium cataractarum, 1521 nucleotides. RefSeq names its product FAD-binding oxidoreductase. The record is from RefSeq and is a predicted model, not a curated record. Gene Ontology annotation, molecular function: FAD binding. The transcript has 4 exons. NCBI's taxonomy places the organism in Eukaryota, Fungi, Ascomycota, Eurotiomycetes, Eurotiales, Aspergillaceae. The coding region runs from base 1 to 1521 and encodes 506 amino acids.